This is a messenger RNA of Hordeum vulgare subsp. vulgare (domesticated barley), 665 nucleotides long. RefSeq lists its product as uncharacterized. The transcript has a single exon. Bases 72 to 488 code for a protein of 138 amino acids. Lineage: Eukaryota; Viridiplantae; Streptophyta; Magnoliopsida; Poales; Poaceae. The record is from RefSeq and is a predicted model, not a curated record.
CUCAUCUACCAAUCCAGCAAACUAAAACUCCACUUCCCAAGCAAACAAUUGCCGGACAAGCCACUUCUCUAAUGGCGUCCCAGCUGGUCGAGAGCCACCGCGCCGGCGCCGAGGUCCUCAAGGGGGACGAAGUCUGCAAGAAGCAGACCGUCGAGCUUCUCGAAGAGCUCGGCCUCCCUAAAGGCCUCUUUCCUAUGGACGACAUCGAAGAGGUCGGGUACAACCGUGAGAGCGGGUUUGUGUGGAUUCUUCAGAAGAAAAAGAAAGAGCACACCUUCAAAAAGAUCAACCAAACUGUCUCCUAUGACACCGAGGUGACCGCUUUUGUAGAGAAGGGCAAGAUCAAGAAGGUCACCGGAGUCAAGAUUGAGGAGGUGUCUUUGGUCGAGAUCUAUGUGGAUGAGUCUUCUGCUGAUAAGGUCAUUGUCAAGACCGACACCGGUCUGUCUGACACCCAUGAUGCGGCCGCGUUCGCUCUCGGAGAAUAGGGAGCUACUAGUUAAGAAGUCCAGAAGAAUAAAAUCAGUGAAUGGUUCGGCACUAUGUUUCGCAUGUUAUGCAGAAGUAUAAGUUUCCAUUUUCUUUGGAAUCUAAAGGCUGCUCCACAAAUGUUACUUCCUUUCAGCAUGUAACCGUUUGCCAAAUGAAAAGAAUAAUUACACUUA